GGCGCCGGGAGGGUCAUCGACAUGAGCCGCGUUCUGCUGCUGGGGGCUGUUCACAGACGCCGAGUUUCCUCUCUCGUGUGAGCCGUGGUGGUGCCGCGAUUAUGAAGCUCACGGUGACGACGCUUUCGGGCGAGCUGUACAUGAUCGACGUGGGCGCCGAGAUGGAGCUGGAGGGGCUGAAGGCGCUCUGCGAAUUCGAGUCCGGUGUUCCCGCCAGGGAGAUGGUGCUCAUGCACGAAGGCCGCCCGCUGCUCGACGAAAAGCGCUCGCUCAAGUCGCACUCCAUCAAGGAGGGAGACGUGCUGCUCAUUCAGCACCUCGUGCCUCCGACCAACGCGUCCACCAGCUCCGGUGCCGGGCCGCCCCUGACGACGCUAGAUUUCAGUCGUAUCCCUGUCCCGGCCGGCGGCCAAAGCUCAGGUAGUUCAUUGGAUGCAUGGCAGCAUGACUGUGCUGUUUGUUUCCCACCUCGCUUGCCUAACAACGUGCGCUCGUCCCUACCCCUGUUUUGCGGAAAAAGGGAACCGUCGCUAAACGACAGUCAAGUCGUCGAGCAUUGGCUGGACAACAACUUCUCAUCACGCCAAUCAUCCGUGUUCCCCCGAACUUCUAUUUGAUAACACAUUAUGCAG
This is a messenger RNA of Rhipicephalus sanguineus (brown dog tick), 632 nucleotides long. RefSeq names its product protein DDI1 homolog 2. Gene Ontology annotation, molecular function: protein binding. The transcript is spliced from 2 exons. The record is from RefSeq and is a predicted model, not a curated record. The coding region runs from base 102 to 617 and encodes 171 amino acids. Lineage: Eukaryota; Metazoa; Arthropoda; Arachnida; Ixodida; Ixodidae.